UGUGUUGUUCAUUCAUUAUAGCUUGGGAAGGUCUUGUGUUACGAGCUGCAGUACAGGUUGUAACAUGGAUACGAUAUUGAGUAUUAGCGUGGAACGCUGCAUCGAACUUUUUCGUUCGAUUCACGGGGAGAAGGUGUUAAUUCUGGACACUCGACCGUUUAUGUCUUUCAACACUUGCCACAUAGAAAACUCGACAAACGUACACUGCCCUCCAAUUCUAAAACGCAGAUCCGGGGGAUUCGUAGCUUUGGAGAACAUUGUUCCCUGUGAGAAAAAACGAGAGUGCCUCCUCCGUGGUGAUUUUACGACUGUGAUAGCCUACGAUCAAAACACGACACUACUAAGCGACGCCGCCCAGGAUUCGAGCCUGUACUCCGUGUUGAAAAGUCUGAACCAGCAGGUGGAUGUCCCAAACAUCUACUAUCUAGCGGGUGGUUUUGAUGCGUUUCAAGAUGUCUGUCCAGCAUUGUGCCUUAACCAAAGCGUAACUUCCGGAUACUUUCACAAUCGCAUAUUCCAGAUGACACCAAGGAAGACUGAACCGGUUGAAAUCCUGCCACACUUGUAUCUUGGUAACUACCAGCAUGCCUGUCAGGGUGAUCUGCUCAAAACGUUGGGAAUUACCUCCCUUAUUAACGUGUCAACGACGUGUCAAAAUCAAUUUGAGGCGGACUUCCGGUACAUGAACAUUCCCGUGAACGACACCUCUUCCGCUGAGCUGUUAUCGUGGUUUUCUCAAGCUAACGAGUUCAUUGAUGCAGUUAAAUUAAAGGAGGGAAAGGUGCUGGUGCAUUGUCAAGCUGGGGUGAGCCGAUCGGCCACCAUCUGUCUGGCCUAUCUCAUGUCUGCAAAUAGACUGUCCUUGGACAAGGCUUACGAACACGUCCGUGCCAGACGUGACGUCAUCGACCCGAAUCUGAACUUUAUGCAACAGCUGAAGAAUUUUGAGAUCCAGCUGACGGGAUCAAGAAACGUUAAGCAGAGCCAUCUCAUGCAGACGCCAGAUGAGACUAUCAGUGAUUUGACAUCAAAUGCGUUUCCUUCAAUGACGUCCACUUCAGAGUUCACUUUCAGCCCUCAGGAAUUUCCCUCAGACGCUUCAUCUUGCAGACCUUUGUCUUUCAGUCCUCAAGACUUCACUUUGGAUGCUGCAGCUAGCAGGUUUUCUUUCAACGUACAAGAAUAUACUCCAUUUUGCACGCCCUUACUUUCGCCUAGCUAGCGCAAAGUGUGGAACUGAUUUAGGUCAACGUCGUACCUGAAAACAAAUACACUAUGUUCAUGUGGUGUUAUGCUUCAGAUGUCUCUCAUCAUAGUUGGUAAACUCUUUGUGUGGUGCAAUAUGAUAUUUCGGAGGAAGACAUUUCAACAAACAUACGAAAUUGGUUUAUUGUAAGACUAUAUUUACUAUGAUGAAAAAAAGGUUUCAGUCAUGAGGUACCAAAAGCCUAACUUUCACGAAUACUUGAAGCCAAUAUUGGAUGUCAAUUGGCAAUCCUUGACGUGUUAUUGAAGAUAUUGCGCAAUACCGGUUACUGUAAUACCUGAGGAAAACAUCUGUUCAUUAUUUUGGAGACGAAAGACCUAGAGAUAAUUAUCAAUUAUUUUCUGUGCCUUUGGUUUACGAAAACCUUAAUCCGGCUCUAUAAGCAGUUUCAUGGUUUCUGAGUUUUGAAGUGACUCUAGAUUCACUUGUAUUCAUGUGUCACUGAAUAUUCAUUCGUUAACAUAUAAUCCAUACAUCUAUGUCGAUUCAUGUACGGUCAAUGCAUACUAAUAGUAUUUUAAAUGGUGCUAUGUUAUUGUGGUGCUAAAUUCUCAGGGACUUAACGAAAGUAAUAUGGAUUUUUUAAUACUGUACAUGUAUGUUAAACACUUGUCUGUCUAUUAGUUACUAUUCUUGCUUGUAUUCAUGUGUGGUUAAAUCACCAAGUCAUGGGUACACAGCUCGGCUACAAGACAAGGUUUAAUGGUUGUUAGUAAAAAUAGAACUUGGUGUGCUUUUCCCUCCCAAGUCGUUAAAAUUAACUGAGCUGCGAACAUAGCACCUACCAAUCAUAAGGUCGGCGACUUAGCAACUAUGUCACCGAUGCCAAUGUUAAACCGUUGUGAACUGUUACUGGACAGAAUAGCGCCGAACGCUUUGUAUAAGCUCCCAGGGCUUAAAGGAUAAACAUAAGCGUGCGAGGUGUGUGUGUGUGUGUGUGUGUGUGUGUGUGUGUGUGUGUGUGUGUGUGUGUGUGUGUGUGCGUGUGUGUGUGUGCGUGUGUGUGUGCGUGUGUGUGUGCGUGUGCGUGCGAUGAGGGGGGUGUGUGUCAAUUACCCUCACCCAGUGCUGGAGCAUAACGUCACAUUCAGACGAAAACUAUGGAAAGGUUUAAGCAAAAUGAGCUGGCGUCAACAUGUUUUCGCCAUGUAUUUUGAUCAUUUUACUCAAAAUAUUAGUUAUAACCAUUGUGAAAAUGAGCGGUGUUUCGUUUGGAACCUUAUAUAGCUGUUGUUAUCCAUAUUUAGGCAUUUUCGUUUAAUUUGGGGGAAAAUCAGCCCGCCCCUCCCCUCCCCAACAAAAAUGGGAACUCGUACGCCUAUUCGUGAAGAAAAAACAUACACGAAAUUACGGCGUUUUUGGUUUAAUAAUGCACCCUUUUUCAUCUCAAUAUUGAAGAUAUUUAUACAUCAACAGAAGUAUUCGAUCUAUUUUUUUCUACUUGGAGAAGUCAUAUAUUUUUUUUCACAGCCUUCAUCUCCCAAUUAUUUCAGACUAAAUACGGCACUGCUUUCUUCCGUCCAUUUGAUAAAUGUCGCAAAAUUCAAUGCUCCCUGCUGGUUUGUGCGAAUGACUGCUCAUCUAUUUAUACACUGUAAAUAUAAAUGCUCAGAAUAAAUUACCAGCACAAAUAUUUGUAUUGAAAGUGGAAAUGACGUAUACAUGUUUGGCAGCUGUAGAUAACAAGACUUAUAAAUAAUACCUCAGUCAUUAAGGGUUAAUUUCAUUCAUAUUUUUAUAUUUUACAAUCUUCUGUCUUAGUUCAUUUUUUUCUUUAUAUGUUUUAUUUAAUUUUUUUCACAUGUAAAGGUAGAUAACUUGAGACUAAAGGCGGCGCCACACGAAACGAGUACCUCGUACGAGAAUAGUUGUGACAAGGAAAUAUUACAAUUUCAUCGGCUGCUAUGCAAUCGGUUAUUGUCGUGGCUAUUCUCGUACAAGAUACUCGUAUCGUGUAGCGUCGUCUUAAUCUAGUACUCAUACUUGCGAAACAUGACGAAAAAUUAUACUUCUUUUGACACCUCAUCUCAUUUUAAACUAUGGUAGUAGUAUAUUUAACGAUUACAAUAUUCUACUUGUGGCUAUUUGGUCUCUACUGGUUAUGUGUGCUAAAAGAAAUUGGUCUAUUCAGACGCUUUGUCUAAAUAGACGACGUAGAUUUUUAGUUUCCAGACCGUUCAAGAAAUGUUGUUAAGCUAAUUUGAAACAUUUGCUUGCCGAUUUGGUUCUGUUAAUAGCACGUACAUAAUAAAAAAAAUUACGCACAAAGUAACAGUGGAUUUGAUGUGACUGACGAUGCAUAUUUGGUGAUUUUCAAUCAGAUUGUUAAACAUCGGCUCCAUUGGUCUAUAAAUGUUAGAGCCGAUUUCAAUCAUAUUUGGUAAUUUGUGCAAUUUGAAAAAAGAAUGAAAAUGUUGUGAUAUUUAUUUAUUUGAAUGAAAAAUAUAUUUAUUUGAAUGAAAAAUAAAUUUGAUAUAUUAUUACCUUUG
Gigantopelta aegis is the source of this 3756-nucleotide messenger RNA. RefSeq names its product dual specificity protein phosphatase 1-like. The transcript is spliced from 4 exons. Gene Ontology annotation, molecular function: MAP kinase tyrosine/serine/threonine phosphatase activity; protein tyrosine/threonine phosphatase activity. Bases 65 to 1222 code for a protein of 385 amino acids. Gene Ontology annotation, biological process: negative regulation of MAPK cascade; protein dephosphorylation. NCBI's taxonomy places the organism in Eukaryota, Metazoa, Mollusca, Gastropoda, Neomphalida, Peltospiridae. The record is from RefSeq and is a predicted model, not a curated record. Gene Ontology annotation, cellular component: nucleus; cytoplasm.